GGCCAUUCUGUGGUUCUGUGAUUCACUUAUUUGUGCCUUCACAGGUAAUAGAACUGCCACUUACAAACCCAGAACUUUUUCAGCGUGUGGGAAUUAUACCUCCAAAAGGCUGCCUGCUCUAUGGCCCCCCUGGUACAGGGAAAACACUUUUGGCCAGAGCUGUUGCUAGCCAGCUUGACUGCAACUUCCUAAAGGUGGUGUCAAGUUCCAUAGUGGACAAGUACAUUGGUGAAAGUGCUCGACUGAUCAGAGAGAUGUUUAAUUAUGCCAGAGAUCAUCAGCCAUGUAUCAUUUUCAUGGAUGAGAUCGAUGCUAUUGGUGGCCGCCGUUUCUCUGAAGGCACUUCAGCUGACAGAGAAAUUCAGAGGACUCUGAUGGAGCUGUUGAAUCAGAUGGACGGAUUUGAUACUCUGCACAGAGUUAAAAUGAUCAUGGCUACUAACAGACCAGACACUCUGGAUCCUGCCCUUCUGCGGCCUGGAAGGCUGGAUAGGAAGAUCCAUAUCGAUCUGCCAAAUGAACAAGCCAGAUUAGAUAUUUUGAAGAUUCAUGCAGGUCCCAUCACUAAACAUGGGGAAAUAGGUAAGUAUUUGUAAUUAUUGAUAUCCUGCCUGGAUAUUCUACCUCAGCUUGUAAAAAUGGGAAGAGCACGGCUGUAAAUCAAUAAGAUGAUGUGAUUCUCAUCAGGUAGUUUCCUGUUAUGCAAACAAGCAGCAUUUCUCUUAGCCAGAAAAAUAAAAACAAUAAUUAACAAAAGAAAUCCCACCCUACCGCAGUAAUGGGCUGAAAAUAAGCAGCUUUAAAAGUCAGAGAAACUUAACUUGGGAGUUUAGAGAUGGCGUAAUGAAAACCUUAUUAUUACCUGAAAAUGAGUUUGUCUUUGGUCACUGGUGUAGAGGAUUCUCUACAGCACAGGGGAGAACUAUCAUAAAUCUGGGGAGCUUCAUCUGAUGCCUGCAUUUCUCUCUGCUGACCAGCCUGUGUUCUCACAGCUGAGUUUCAGAGCCUUCCUCAAGAAAGCCGUAACUGUGAUCUGACUUGAAAACAAUGUCGGCUGCCUUUUAUUUCAGCGGGGCUCUGCAGACCUUGCCUGCUUAUUGCCAGCCCCGUGCCGCCCCCUCUCUGCCCCCGCCUCGUUGCUGACACCAGCUAUUCAUCAGCCAGCCUGCAUGAGCUGGGUAGUGGAACUGAUCUCGUUCACCAUCUGGCUGCAUAAACAGCUGCAGCUCAAUAGAGGGUGGCUCAGGAGCAGGGAUGAGCUGGGGGAGGGUGAGAGUGAUGAGGGCUGCCUUUUUAGCCGUGCUGUUGGCAUAAAUGUGCGUCAGGCUGUAGGCUAAGAUACAAAAGAUGCUCCCAGGCAAAUCAUGAGCCUGGUGUGAUGUGCUUUGGCCUGUUUCACUGUAUGUUUGGGGGCUAAAACUAAAGCAGGUGGGGUCAUUGACACCGUUUAGCACAGGGAGGUGUGAAGGAGUUACAGCUAAACUUCUGAAUGUCGUGUGGGAGGGCAGUGGUGCUCAGCUGCGACUUCCUGGAACGAAGUCCACAAUGAUCUCAUCAGCAGAAUGGGCUGUGUGUGGCAUUGGAACCCUGUGAUAAAGACCUGAUUAAGAAAUGACUUUUAGUGUGCAGCACUAAAGGCUCAACAGGCAGUGUUUUGAAAACCUGCUACAGAAACCACAACCGUAGCUGUUGCUCUUGGUAAAUGUAUGCAUAAAGUGUCAGGCUUUGUAUCCCAGGGCGCCUAAAUAUCUUCUGUAGAUUCACUUGAAUAAGGGGAAAGGGACUGAGAGGAUGGCUUGGAUUUCAGUUUUCUGGUAUUUUUUUAUUGUUCACGUGAUGAUUUCAACACUUACUUGAUCCUUGCAUUUCAUGUUGAUGCUCAUAGUGUCCAAAUCAGUAACUCUGGGAUUUCACUUUGUAAUAUGAACUUUCAGCUCAGAUACGUUUAUUUGUUAAUGGAUGGGUUAAUACAGCUGAUUAUUUCAGUUCAUGUAACUUACCAGCCUUGUAGGGUGGAAUCACAGAAUCACAGCAUGGCCUGGGUUGCACAGGAGCACAGUGCUCAUCCAGUUCCAACC
Lagopus leucura (white-tailed ptarmigan) is the source of this 2078-nucleotide messenger RNA. RefSeq names its product 26S proteasome regulatory subunit 10B-like. The record is from RefSeq and is a predicted model, not a curated record. Lineage: Eukaryota; Metazoa; Chordata; Aves; Galliformes; Phasianidae. The annotation marks the transcript as partial. Gene Ontology annotation, molecular function: ATP hydrolysis activity; proteasome-activating activity; ATP binding. The transcript is spliced from 6 exons. Gene Ontology annotation, biological process: positive regulation of RNA polymerase II transcription preinitiation complex assembly. Gene Ontology annotation, cellular component: proteasome regulatory particle, base subcomplex; cytosolic proteasome complex.